Messenger RNA from Pristis pectinata (smalltooth sawfish), 5741 nucleotides. Its product is annotated as myosin phosphatase Rho-interacting protein-like. The record is from RefSeq and is a predicted model, not a curated record. Gene Ontology annotation, cellular component: actin cytoskeleton. Gene Ontology annotation, biological process: actin filament organization. Bases 11 to 3262 code for a protein of 1083 amino acids. Gene Ontology annotation, molecular function: actin filament binding. The transcript has 25 exons. NCBI's taxonomy places the organism in Eukaryota, Metazoa, Chordata, Chondrichthyes, Rhinopristiformes, Pristidae.
CUCUGGGACCAUGUCCGCCAAAGAAACGGCAGCCUGCAGGAAGUUCCAGGCCAACGUCUUCAACCAGAGCAAGUGUCAGAACUGCUUCAAAGCGCGGCAGUCGCACCUCGCCUCCGACCAGGACUUGAACCAGGCAAAGCCUAUCUAUGGGGGUUGGUUGCUGUUGGCUCCGGAAGGGACUGACUUUGAAAACCCAGUGCAGCGAUCAAGGAAAUGGCAGAGAAGGUUUUUUCUUCUGUAUGAGCAUGGACUACUACGUUACGCACUGGAUGACUCCCCCACCACUCUUCCGCAAGGUACCAUCAAUAUGAAUCUCUCUACUGAUGUUACUGAUGGAGAGAGUAAGACGGCUCAGAAGAACUCUCUAUGUAUCAUAACACCAGAAAAACAGUACUUCAUUCGUGCAGAAAGUAAAGAAACCAUCAAUGGCUGGUUUGAAACACUGAUUGUGUAUCCACGCACCAAUAAACAGAAUCAAAAGAAGAAACGGAAAGUGGAACCUCUUACUCUACAGGAACCUGGCCCUGCUAAAGUUGCAGUUACCAGUAGCAGUAUACCAAGUGCUGAGAGAGUUCCCAGCACCAAGUCAACACUCUGGCAAGAGGAGCUUAAAAACAACGAUCCACAUGUUGUCAGUAACCUGGUGAGAAGUUCUUCACAGGCCCAGUCUCCUACUGGAUCAUCAGCAAUGCCUAAAGAAGCACAAAGUGUUGUUAAUGGUGAUGAACUGGAUGGCCAGGAGAAGAAACGUGUAGAGAGUGGCUACUUUUCUCUGGAGAAGCUGAAGCCUGACUCAAAGCAGUUAACCUCCUCACCUAGCAGCAACACCACUGACAGCUCUUCCCAGAGCUCCUUGGACUCCGAGACCAGUGAUGUGACAAUGAUGAGCAUAGCAAGCUCAAACAGCAGGCUUGGGGAACAGCCAAGCCAUUCCCCAGCUACAAGGACCAGUCGGGACUAUGCUGCACUUGCAUUUGUUCCCAGAGCCAAGAGGAUCAGCAACAAACAGGUCUUUCAAGUGGAUGAGCAGCAGGAGCAGCAGCUGCAAACCUGCAGCCCUGGUAGAGUGGAGUUGGAUCGCUUAUUUGGACGUGAAAGGAGGAGGUCGCAAGUCAUUGAACUGUUUGAGGCACUGGAGAUUGAGAGAGCCCAGCAAGUGGAAUGCAUUUCCUCUUCUGAGGCUAAUGUUUGCAGUGGAAGACAUCGGGGUCGAAGUGAGAGGAGAUCUUAUCCAAGGAAAAGAGACUUUGUGUCUGAUUCAAACCAGAUCAACUCUGCCCCAGACAUUUCUGCAGUGUCUAUUCCGCAGUAUCGCAGGGCUAAGUCACUGGACAGGAGAACAACUGAAUCGACGGUGACGCCAGACCUGCUGAAUUUUAAGAAAGGUUGGAUGACAAAGCUCUCUGCAGAUGGCCAGUGGAAGAAGCAUUGGUUUGUUCUGAAUGACAAGGUUCUAAAGUAUUACCGUGAUUCUGCAGCAGAGGAGGCGGUGGAUUUAGAUGGGGAGAUUGACUUAAGUAGCUGCUAUGAUGUGACUGAAUAUGAAGUUCAAAGGAAUUAUGGAUUCCAGAUUCUUACAAAAGGGAAAGCAUACACGUUGUCUGCCAUGACAUCAGGGAUUCGCCGGAACUGGAUCCAGGCAAUAAUGAAAAACAUACAUCCUGCAAAUACACCAGAUGUGACCAGAAGCUUGCCAGAAGAGAAAUUUAAAGUGAAAACUUUGUUUGAAGGUGCAUCAAUAGAUGGAAGGCCGACAGCACUGACCUCCACUGAUGGAGCUGGUUUAGAAGUUGAACAAAAGAAAAGCAGGGCUUUGGAGCGAAGGAAAGAAGGGCGUUCAAAAACAUUUGACUGGGCAGACUUUCGCCCAGGGCAACAGCAGUCCAGUGGAGGAAAUGUCCGCAGAACUACUACUCUGUUCCUCAAGUCUGUGUCUAAUUCUGAAACAGGCUCCCGGGAACUUGAGCUGGACCGUGCACGACGGCGAGAGGAGAGGCGCAAGCGAUUUGAAUCAACUGGUCUUGAUGAUGUAAACAGGAUGGAGGUGGAUGAGGCCACUACAACAUCCAUCCGCCCAGGACCUAAGAACGUUGAUGUGGAAAUUGAACAUCAAUGGCAGCAAGUAGAAUGUACACCACUACGUGAGGAGAAACAGAUUCCAAUUCUCACUGUACAGACUUCCACUGAAGGUAGAUCUCCUUCACAGGACCUAACAUUAAUGCUAGAAAAGGAGCUGGAGAAAUUAUAUCAGGAGGUCUCCAGGUUGCAUGAAGAAAACAGAGAAUUGCAGAAGCAGUUGAAGGCAGCACAGGAAAGAGAGCAUAGUGCAAGGGAUGGCUAUGUUCUGCAGGCAACCUGUGAGCGUGGUUUCACAGCAAUGGAAGAAUCACAUCAGAAGGUGAUUGAUGAGCUACAAAAACAGCACCAGCGUGAACUGGAGAAACUAGAGCAGGAGAAAGACCGCCUACUGGCUGAGGAAACUGCUGCAACUGUAGCUGCUAUUGAAGCAAUGAAGAAUGCCCACAGAGAGGAGUUGCAGCGAGAGUUAGAGAAAACCCACCGGUCGCAGAUCAGUGGUAUGAAUGCAGAUAUAGAGGCUCUGGGCAGACAGCACAAAGAAGAAAUGGGCUCUAUCCAACGGGAGCUGCAAGUUCUGUCAGAACAGUACUCUCAUAAGUGCUUAGAAAAUGCUCACCUGGCUCAAGCUUUGGAGGCUGAACGGCAGGCACUUCGGCAGUGUCAGCGUGAGAAUCAGGAGCUAAAUGCCCACAACCAGGAGCUAAAUAAGCACCUGGUUGCAGAAUUUGCACGAUUAAGGGUGUUGAUUACUGGGGAGGGGAAGGAAGAGGGUGCUGGCUCACCUCUCUCACUGGGGAAAGAUGUCUACGAACUGGAGGUUUUAUUGCGGGUCAAAGAAUCUGAAAUCCAGUAUCUGAAGCAGGAGAUUAAUUCUCUAAAGGAUGAACUACAGUCUGCACUGAGGGACAAGAAGUAUGCUACAGAUAAGUAUAAAGGUAUCUACACUGAGCUGAGCAUUGUUCGAGCAAAGGCUGAUUGUGAUGUCAACCGGCUGAAAGAACAACUAAAAGUUGCCACUGAAGCAAUGGGAGAGAAGGCAUUAGACCGUGGUGUUACUGGCUAUGACAUCAUGAAAUCAAAAAGUAACCCUGAUUUUCUGAAGAAGGACAAGCCAAGCUCUGGCAGGUCUAUGAGGUCCCUGAGGUCAAAGUCUGUAAUAGAAUGGGUCACAUGGGAAAGAUGAAAGAUGCAAGUGUCAAGUUUUCUAUUAUAGCCUGAAAGAAGGUCUCACGGUGCAAGAGCGGAUGAAAUUAUUUGAACCCAAGGAUUAGGAGGCGAUUGCUACAUCAUUGCCUCAGGCCAUAUCUGCACCUCCAAAUUAAAUAAACUGCCUCACCUUAACAAUAAUUAAUCCUUUAGAGAACAAAUAUGUGGUUCUUUCUGACUUUGCACUUCAGUUCACUUAAUGUGAACAUAUAUGUUCAAGUUCAUAAGCCUCACCUUGAAGUUCUUGAAGUUGCACUUAAUGCGUUGUUGAAUAGAAAAGGCGCUCUCAAGUAACCUGAUUGUUUUUUUUAUAUAUAUAUAUAUUAAAAAUUGACUUUGUUUUUCUGUACUAUUAGAGAAGUACUUCCUGUACUAUUCCCUAUACAAAAUUUGCUGUUCUUUGUUUUUUUUUGUACCCAAGCAGGAGACAAAUGGUCAGAUAGCUGUUGGGGGGGGGGGGUGCUACAAAGAGCUUUUCUUACUUUCUCAGGCGAUUUUGUUCACUUGCCAAUAGACAAUCCAGAUCAAAGCCAUAACUAGAGAAUUGAAGAGGCAGAUGGACACAGAAUCCAGAAAAUGCUUUUCUGUAUAAUGACAUUGGGCAAAGGCUCAGUAUCAGCCUUUUGUCUAUUUCUCUUGGAUAGCACCAUCAGCAUUCCCACUGCUACGGAUCUACUACAAAGAUAGACUUUCAACCAACAAUUAUGGAGGUUAGCAGUACCUGGAAGUCGAGGCAUUGAAUGGGAAGAGGAAAAACUAAAAUAGGAGGUGGUGCCAGCAAAUGGGGAGGCCAGAAAGGGUCCAAUAGUGCUUCACGUGGCUUAAUAAGUACUCCAUCUGUCUCUGAGUCAACGUUUUGGGGAUGUGUUUUUAUUUCAUUCACAAUGUGUGUGUGUCACUGCCUGUAUUUAUUGUCCCUAACAGCUUUGUGAGAUACUGCCUUAAUUGCUGCAGUCUAUGUAAUUAAAAAUUCCCAGGGUUGUGGUUAGAGAAUUUCAUGAUUCUGACCAUGAAACAAAGGAACGAUAUAUUUCCAAGUCAGGAUAUUUUGCAGCUAAGGGGAUCUUGAAUUAAGCAGUGUUGGCAAAUGCUGGUGUCCUUGUUUUCUCAGGGACAAUGGCAGUGCUUUAGUGAACUCAGUAGAAGCAGCCUUGAUGGUGCUACCAUGAACUUGUUUUGUUGUGCUGAUGGAGUGUGCAAACCUUUAGGGUGUUGAAUAGCGUGCCAAAGCAGGCUGUUUUGUCACUUCUAUCAAACUUUGUGGUUGAGGCUAACCUUAAUCAUUGCAUUGCAUUCCAACCCAACAUAUUCCUGAUGAUAAUGCUACCACAUGACAGGCAGCAGUAAUAGAUGCUUUUGGUGGAAAUCAUCAAAUGGUGCAAUUGUUACUCAUCUAUGCCUGAAUUUUGUCCAGGGUUUUCUGUAUGUGUGGACUGCUUUAUUAUCUGGAAAUAAAAACCGUACAACCAUCAGCAGACAUACUCACUUUUAACCUGGAGGGAAGUGGCUGUGGGUGGCUGGGCCUUUGCUGUAGGAUUUUCUUAGGGUAAUUUCAAUGUCUGGGGCUGAGAUCUCCCAACCACUGCAAUUGAUUUCCCUUGUGCCAAGUAUUCCUCUGCCCAGUGAAGUAAUUUCACCAGUUCUCAAAUGAUUUAAAUGUUAAAUUUCUUUAGCAGUGUUGGAGCUACCCUAAUCUGCCAAUGUCAUAUUACAUGUCUUUAUUCAUUGGGAAAUGACAAAUUUGUUGUGCUGAAGGACAAUCAGCAUUUUCCCAAAAAGCUGUUAAUUAUAUAGCUAAAUUGACAAGAACAAUGAGGCAAUGGGAUAACUGUUGAGAAACAUUUUUACAUCUGUACUGUGCUUGAUGGACUGCUACAGGAGUCAGAUGUGAGGUUCCUGAUGCAGGAAUGCUUGAUACCAAUAAUAGAUGCCCCAAAUUAAAAGCAGUACCCCCAGGAACACCUAAGCAUUGUCUGGGGCUGGGAUGUUUGAUUUCCAACAACUGUAUUAGUUUUCUCUCCAAAUAUGUGCAUAAUAUAAGGAAUACAACAAAAAAAGGGUAUUAAAACUUUUGUUUGAGGUCAUUCCUUUAAAUCAUUAAAUUCUAAAGCAUACAAUUCUUUAAUUACUGAACAUAAGGCAUAAACCAUUGACAUAUCACCAAGCUUCCACUUCAGCAGCUGGGAAAGAAACUGGUCAAACAGAGUGCAUCAACCCUGAUACUAGAACUAGUCUCAAGUAUUAACUAUUAUAGAAAAUGCUGCACGUUAUGUUGUACGUGUGACUUAUUUAUGGAAGCACUGCUUUUCAGGGUUCAGGUGUACUUUCUGCCCAGCCACCACUGAUUUAUUGAUGCUUGGUACAUUUCCUGUGGCCUGAGGCAGUGAUCUUUGAAGGACCACAGUCAGAAAUUGUAUUUGUAGUGAAAGUGAUAAAUAAAUAGACUUUGAAUCAUA